Molecule: messenger RNA, 1123 nt
Organism: Ectocarpus siliculosus
Lineage: Eukaryota; Phaeophyceae; Ectocarpales; Ectocarpaceae
Source: the annotation of a GenBank genome assembly
AUGGUGGCUUCGGCCACUUCUGCGGUGAUGAUCCUCUAUACGAGCUUCACUGCCACGACGAGCUUCAUGGUCUUCGGACUCUUAGAGGAAGACUACGCGAUCGCGCUGUUUGUGGUGGGGCUAGCGGCUACGGCCGUCGGGCAGGUUGUCGUCAACCACCUCGUCAAGAAGUACAAGCGGACAAGCUUUAUCGUGCUGUCCAUCGGGGCGGUUGUUGCCUUGAGCGCGGUUAUGAUGGGGGGACACAGCCUCUACAAUUUCAUGUUCCCGAAUCCAGACGAGGAGGGAGGGGGGGGCUUCUGUUCGGUCGGGGAGUGAGGGGGGGGAGGAAGCAACACAGCAACACCAGCACCAGCACCAGCAGCAGGGGCGGGGGAUCAGCGCAAACGAUGAUUUCUUGGGAGGAUGGCUUUCGGCUGGCGCGGAGCAGCAGCGGAAAAGUACGGGGGCCUUGAGGGGGACGGGAGAAUUCGCUCGUUCCGGAGGUGUGCUGCGGACCGUCGCGAGGAGAUUGGAGAAUCGUUACGGUUUUUCCCCGCGAUGUGUACCUGUGCGUGUGGUGUGAUUAUGUUGGUCGCUUGUUUUGUGUCUCGACACACGGUCCGUGACGCUUGUCCACACAAUUGUCGUGCGGGCCUGCUCUUUGACUAGUAAUUGCGCCGCAUAGGCACGGCACGGCGAAAGCAGUAGCAGCAAGAGAGAAAAGAGAGAAAGAAAACAUGUGGGAGAGAGAAACCCCCCAACACCUUGUGGUUCACUUAUUCUGCCGCCAUAUCAUACAUAGCUUAGGAGAAUUUCGUCGCCGUAGGCGCUUGCAGUCCCGAUGAACCAGUCGGACUCACUGAAAUUAGUGCCUCGCUGCUGUUGACCCAGCCCGAUCCGAUUUGGCCGCGUUUUUCUUCCAAGACCGAUCUCCGUACGUACAUGCAGCGAUGAAUAUUUUUUGAGAAGCGCACUCGGUUGCGAAAGGCCACAAGACAAUGGAAACCCCGGCACCGCUAGCUGUGCGGUAAUAGUGUGGCGCUUUUCAACAAGAACAGGGCAUGAGAGGGCGGGGAGGGGGGGACCUUGGUUGCUGUUUCCCCGGGGCAUGAUUGUGGAUUUAUUAUUCAAGGCGAGACUG